Molecule: messenger RNA, 1647 nt
Organism: Drosophila bipectinata
Lineage: Eukaryota; Metazoa; Arthropoda; Insecta; Diptera; Drosophilidae
Source: RefSeq, a predicted model, not a curated record
AUGGAGCACUUGAAGUUGUGGGACCUUCGCCCCCCAAAGUGCGGGAACGUCGCUUCAAGUGGACUUCAGACGGCUAACAACAACAACACCAACAACAAUAACAAUAACAGCCACUCCAAUAACAAGGACGAUCCACGUGCAAAAAUUCUUUUGCUAUUUUUCAGAAAUACCCUUGUCAGCUCAUCUAGUCAAGAACUUUCUUCAAUAAUCGUGAGAGAAGAUUACUGCGAACUAUAUUGUGGAGGUCCUUGUAUUAAUGUAUCUUCAAAUAAGACGUGCAAUGUAUCAAAUAAUAGAAUUACUACCUCAGAAUACCAAAUUGAACUUGAGGGUUCGAUUAUAAAAUUGAAUUGGAUUACCAAAGACUUUAACCAAUCGGGAGUUUUGCGAGAUACUCUGUGCUAUUUAAGGUUAGCAAACAUAAACGGAAUGGUUAAUUUGGAGUACUUUGACCCAUACACCGAAUUGAAGAUAAUUGAAUUUGAUCGUCGUUCAUAUAUACCGUUUGAAAAUUUAACCGCUUUUAUAUGCUUCGAAACGAAAAAUUUCUGUAACUUUACAAUUGGCAUAAAUUACAUACCGUGCCCCCCUAUGUGUCAGUGCCUAUAUUACCGAAGCUCUAAUGUAUUUUCAAUAAAUUGUUCCUGGAAUGAAUUGCUAGACGUACAGCCAUUACCAAUUCCAAUCAAUGGAAGCACAUCCCUAAUACUUCAAGGCAACAACCUGACCCAGCUGCCCAAUAGAUCCUUGCCGGGAUAUAGUAUUGUGGAAGAACUCGACGCGUCCUAUAAUAAACUAACUUCUCUGGAAGUAAGUCAUUUGCCCAACUAUUUGGAAUAUUUCGAUGUUCGAUUCAAUCAUUUGCAUACUCUUAGCGAAAACUUGUUUCUGGAGGGAAACCCAUGGUCGUGCAGUUGUGAACAUAAAGAGUUCCUGAAGUUUGUAAGGGGAAAUGCUGAGAAUAUUAUUGAUUCUGCAGCAAUGAUUUGCGGGGAAACAGGACAUUCCCUAAUUGGCGUAGAAGUGAGUGACAUUUGUCCAUCGGCUCUAAUAUAUUAUGCAACUUUAACCGCCUUCCUAAUGAUUCUAAUUUUGGGGAUUAACCUGUUGGUCAUCUUCAGGCAACCCAUUUUGAUUUGGUUCUAUGAACACGAAAUAUGCCUCAGUCUGGCUGUUCGUCGGGAGCUCGAUUUGGAGAAAAAAUUCGAUGCCUUCCUGUCCUUUACCCACAAGGACGAGGAGCUCGUUGCGGAGUUUGUGGAGCGUCUAGAAAACGGGAGCCACAAGUUCAGAUUGUGCUUUUAUCUUCGAGAUUGGCUAGUCGGUGAGUCAAUUCCCGAGUGCAUUAACAGAUCCGUAAAAGACUCCAGGCGCAUAAUUAUCCUGAUGACAAACAACUUUCUGAAGUCCAAUUGGGGUCGCCUCGAAUUCCGAUUGGCCCUGCACGCCACGGCAAAGGAUCGCUGCAAGCGUCUGAUAGUUGUCCUCUAUCCGGAUGUGGAGAACUUUGAUGACCUGGACAGCGAACUGAGGGCGUAUAUGGUGCUCAAUACAUACUUGGCAAGGGAUAGCCCGAAUUUCUGGAACAAGCUGAUCUACUCAAUGCCGCACGAGAAGCUCACAAGGCAGACUCAACCUCAACACUAA